AAACCAUUUCAUAUAAAUAGACUUUUUAUUCGUUUAUUUCCAAUGCUUUCUUUGCCGAAUAGACUCUGAUUUUAGUUAAAAUAUUUAAAUUGCUAAUGAAUUUAACAAUGAGUACACUUUUAAUAUUGUUUUUGACCACUUUUUUAUUCACCUUUCGUAUGGUUUAUGCAAACGUCGAAUCCAUUGACACCACACAAGACUCGGAUGUAUCUGAAAAUCAAGUGCCAGAAAGAAACGCCAAUCAGUUUCGUCAGAUCCUAAACGGAAUCCCAGGAAUACGUUUGGGAAGAAUCGGACAAAACUUUAACCGCGAAAACAUAGAGGCGUUAAGACAAGCCAUUCAGGCCUCACCGCAGAUGAAUUUGCAACAGUUGUCUGCCUUUACAGCGCCGCCAGUCAUUGAAUCCAAUUGUUAUGUCGAAGUCCAAGUCGUCCAGAAGAUGCCCGGGAAGUGUACUAAAUUAGGCGGACGUAUACCUGCCUGUCAAUCCCAAGAUUUCAUCACAAUUGACUACAACUCCUGUAAAUAAUAUAAACUAUAUUUUAACCUAACACUAGACUAAUUUACAUUUUAUCCAAACUAUUGUUUAUUAAUUUAAAUAUUAUUUUUAUCGAUACUAAUUAUACUACACUAUAUAUACAUAAUAAGUGUUUUUGUGUUUUUUUUAUUGAAUUUCAUUGUUUGAUAUACAGUAUUAUACUAAAUGUAUACUAAAUACC
This is a messenger RNA of Medioppia subpectinata, 720 nucleotides long. NCBI's taxonomy places the organism in Eukaryota, Metazoa, Arthropoda, Arachnida, Sarcoptiformes, Oppiidae. The record is from the annotation of a GenBank genome assembly.